CAGAAUGAACAUGGGAAAAAAUGACAGCAACAGCAUAAGUGUAGUAGGCUAUUAUAGGCCUCAUGUAGCCUAUUUAAUUUCAGAUUUCUGGAAGACACCGUGUCCUGUUUACAUGUUACACAUGACCUGGCCUACCCCUCCCCCGUCCCAACUGUUAACCUGCUGCCAAAAUAUGUGAAAGUCGAUCCAAACCCUGCCGUUCAGCAGAGAGCAUGUUAUUUAAAGCUGGACACCAUCAUGGCAGGCCUACGGAGCAGCUCCACUGAACUCGGCGAGGAUCCAGCCUUUAAUCCGUGAGAGCGACUUCUCUCCAUACACUCCAGUUCCGGGAGAUUCUGGGUUUUUCGUCCAGUCUUUCAAGCCUCAGAUGUCGCUCCCAGUGGUGCUGCCGGGGUCUUGCUGCCCGGUUACCGGAGCUGCGCAGCUCGCAGAGCCGUGUCACCGAAAUAGAGUCCGUGGCUUGUCCGCUUCUUCACGGAUCGCCGGCGGGGGCUCUCGGCUGCUGCUGCCCGGGCGUCCGCUGCUCUCGCUGGGCUUGUUGCAGCUGCUGCUCGGAGGCUCCAUGGUGGCGCUGUCCUUUGGAGCACUGUCCCUCAGCAACUCACCCCCCAUCCGAAACUCCUGUCCCUUCUGGGCAGGCUCCUCGUUGAAACAACUUACCCACAGACAGAUGAGAAUGCGAGCAAACUUGUUUGGACAAGAAAACGAAGACAAACGGUCCAUCCAUCCUUGACAUCGCAGCUUCAGCUUCGACCUGCUGUUGUUACAGUAGUUGUGUUCACACACUUUCUCUGUGCAGUGAGGAAUUAUUCACAUAUUUUUGGUGUGCUCACUUUAAGUUUGACAUUCAAAUAAACAGAUUAAAGAGGUCACAUUAUGGUUCAUACAUUUAUUUGAGGGGUCUGUUAGAAUUUACAUGCACAGUAUGUGAUGUACACACAGUAAAAGACAACUAAUAAAAAGUAAUAUAGUAUGUACUGUAACCACUGUCCGCAUGCGUUAUCCUGACAGUGACACCAUAAUGAGGCAGCGAGCUGCCUGAACAGACUUUAUCCUGGAAGUUGCUAUGAGGACUGUACUGUGUCCAUGUCUCAGUAACUUGGAUCUUUUCACUUGAAGUUUUUACUUGUCAGAUAGUACCUUCUUGAAAUACUGUAGAGAAAAUCUUAUAACUUGUAUUGUGAUUUGUUAACACUGUAACAAAGUUUGUCCGUGAAACAGACAUGUGUUGUUUACACUCAUUACCUGUAGUAAAGGAUUACUAGCCAAAGUC
Molecule: messenger RNA, 1273 nt
Organism: Micropterus dolomieu (smallmouth bass)
Lineage: Eukaryota; Metazoa; Chordata; Actinopteri; Centrarchiformes; Centrarchidae
Product: protein FAM189A1-like
Exons: 2
Coding region: 368-733 (121 amino acids)
Cellular component (GO): membrane
Source: RefSeq, a predicted model, not a curated record